AUGUCUUCAAGCACUCCUCACUCCCACGGGGCCACAACUCCUACACAAUAUACCGAUAAGGAAGAUGGUCACCAGUACCACUGCAACCAUCCUCACCAUCACUAUGAGGAACGAAACGGAAAUAUCCAGAAGCCUCACCAGUCCAUGGUGUCGCAGGUCUACAACCCUUCAUUCUUUAAAGUUGCCAACCCUGGUCCUCUGGGCUUGAUCAGUUUCGCUCUGACCACCUUUGUUCUUGGUCUUUAUCAGUGUGGUGCUGGUCUCCCUGGAUCCAAUCCAUUUGGCGGCGUCGGUCCUGAUCAAGCAAUCUUCGGCCUGGCUGUAUUCUUCGGCGGCAUUGCCCAGUUCUUUGCAGGACUCAUGGAGUUCCGUGUAGGUAACACUUUCGGUACCACCGUUCAUUGCUCUUACGGCGCUUUCUGGCUUGCCUUUGCCAUGUUCUUCGUUCCCGAUCUUGCCAUCAAGGACGCAUACAAGGGCGACGAAAAGGCUUAUAGCUUCGCCCUCGGAAUCUUCUUAAUCCUCUGGUGUUUCCUGACUCUCAUCUUCUUUAUUGCCGCUCUCAAGACCAACAUUGCCAUUCUCGUCGUUCUUGGCUGCCUGUUCCUUGCUUUCCUAUUCCUCAGCUUGGCACAGUUCCUGCAGACCAGCCACCCCAUUGCAGCAAUCCGAAUCAACAAGACUGGAGGCGCCUUUUCUUGUAUCUGCGCCUUUGCAGCAUUUUACGCAGGCUCUGCUGGUAUUAUGACUGAGGAUACGACAUGGGUUCGUUUCCCGCUUGGCGAAAUUGAUGUCAAGCCCAGGAAGACCAACAUGGCUUAA
Fusarium sp. VM40 is the source of this 822-nucleotide messenger RNA. The record is from the annotation of a GenBank genome assembly. Lineage: Eukaryota; Fungi; Ascomycota; Sordariomycetes; Hypocreales; Nectriaceae.